GGGAGAGGGGGAAGGGGGGGAAGGGGGGGUGUCGGUUAACGGGUCAGAAGAUACAACUUGUAGCCUAUAUGCAUGUGCCCCUUCUCCCUGGUCCCGCACGCAGACGACCGAGAAGAUGCUGAGCCGAUUGAUGAGCAGCAGCAUCAGGAGUCUGGACAGGGAAUGCAACUGCACCGUGAGGCUGCUGGACGACUCGGAGUACACCUGCACCAUCCAGCGCGAUGCCAAAGGACAGUACCUGUUUGACCUCAUCUGCCACCAUCUCAACCUGCUGGAGAAAGAUUACUUUGGUAUUAGAUAUGUUGACCCAGACAAGCAGAGGCAUUGGUUGGAGUUUACAAAGUCAAUUGCCAAACAAAUUAAAUCCCAGCCUCCAUUCACCAUGUGUUUGCGCGUCAAGUUUUACCCGCCUGAUCCUGCUGCCCUGAAAGAGGAAAUCACCAGAUAUCUCGUCUUCCUGCAGGUUAAGAGGGAUCUGUACCACGGCCGCCUCCUGUGCAAGACGUCCGAUGCCGCUCUGCUGGCGGCCUACGUAUUGCAAGCUGAAAUUGGCGACCAUGACCCCGGGAAACACCCACAGGGCUACAGUUCCAAGUUCCAGUUCUUCCCCAAGCACUCUGAGAAGUUGGAGCGGAGGAUUGCUGACAUCCACAAGGCUGAGCUGAUAGGUCAGAGUCCCGAAACGUCAGAGCUCAACUUCCUCCAGAAGGCUCAGAUGCUGGAGACAUACGGAGUGGACCCUCAUCCAUGCAAGGAUGUGUCUGGCAACCCUGCUUUUCUGGCUUUUACUCCUUUUGGAUUCACUGUGCUGCAAGGAAACAGGAGGGUCCAUUUCCUCAAAUGGGAGGAGGUGACCAAACUCAAGUUUGAAGCAAAGACAUUCCAUAUAUAUGCAAAUCAGACAGAGGAUAAGAAGAUCAUACUGACAUACUUUGCACCUACACCUGAGGCCUGUAAGCAUCUGUGGAAGUGUGGAGUCGAGAAUCAGGCCUUCUUCAAGUUGGAGAAGUCAAGUCAAGUCCGCACUGUGUCCAGCAGUAAUCUCUUCUUUAAGGGAAGUCGCUUCAGAUACAGUGGAAAGGUCGCAAAAGAGGUGAUGGAACAAAGUGCCAAAAUUAAGAGAGACCCACCUGAGAUACACAGGCAUGGCAUGGUGCCCAGCAGGAGUUGUCCGUCCAUCACGCACGGCCCUCGUUUGACCAGUGUGCCGAGGACCCGGCGGAGAGCUGUGCACAUCUCCAUCAUGGAGGGUCUCGAGUCCCUCCGAGACAGCGCCCACUCCACACCCGUGCGCUCCGUCUCCCACGGCGACUCCUUCAUGUCUUCUCGGGGCCACCUGGAGGACGGCGGCGAGGCCAGCACGUCGGCGGUCAUCUCCGACGAGGCCUACUGCCCCUCGGACAGCGUGCUGUCCACGCCCGUGGCCGAGCACGGGGCGGAGAUGCCCCCGGCGCGCCACCUCAACGGCGCUCCGCGCAGCGGCGACGAGCAGGGGGGGUCGCAGGCGGGCACCUCGAAGGAGGGCCACGGCGCGGAGUCCCCCUGCGACGGGAGGGCGCCGCGUCCGCUCCGGGGCAAGGCGGCGGCGGCGGGGGCGGCGCCGAGCGACGUGGAGGAGCUGAACAAAUUCAUCCUGAGCGUGCUGCGGUUGUUCCUGGUGACCAUCGGACUGCUGUUCGCCCUGCUGCUGCUCCUCAUCAUGCUGACCGAGUCGGACCUGGACAUUGCCUUCCUGAGAGACAUCCGCAAGACCCCCGAAUUCCAGCAGUUCCACUUUGAAUACUUCUGCCCCCUGCGGCGCUGGUUCGCCUGUAAGUUGCGAUGGAUGGGAGGGCUCCUCGUCAGCAAGUGAGGCGGAGCCAGGAGCGCAGCGACGCAGGGGAUGCAGGGGG
Messenger RNA from Pungitius pungitius (ninespine stickleback), 1892 nucleotides. RefSeq names its product FERM domain-containing protein 5-like. Gene Ontology annotation, molecular function: cytoskeletal protein binding. NCBI's taxonomy places the organism in Eukaryota, Metazoa, Chordata, Actinopteri, Perciformes, Gasterosteidae. The coding region runs from base 116 to 1852 and encodes 578 amino acids. The transcript has 14 exons. Gene Ontology annotation, cellular component: cytoskeleton. The record is from RefSeq and is a predicted model, not a curated record.